Molecule: messenger RNA, 719 nt
Organism: Rhagoletis pomonella (apple maggot)
Lineage: Eukaryota; Metazoa; Arthropoda; Insecta; Diptera; Tephritidae
Product: 32 kDa beta-galactoside-binding lectin-like
Molecular function (GO): carbohydrate binding; galactoside binding
Source: RefSeq, a predicted model, not a curated record
CAAAUACAGGUGAUCAAACAAAUGGAUCAUCGCGCUGUAUUCCCAUAUCCUUGGCCGGCAAUACAAGCAUCGGACUUUGGUAAAGCGUUCAGCAAUGAUUCGCCAAUAAUGUUUAGUCCGGGACAUUUAAUUGUGAUAACAGCACGCUGCUUUGACAAUAAGAAAGGACAAUUUAUAAUCAAAUUCUUGGAAAGUGAUACGAAAAGAGAGGAGUUACAUUUCAGUGUGCGCUUUGAUCAGAAAGCUGUUGUGCGUAAUUCGAUGAAUAAGGCCUUCGAAUUCGGACAAGAGGAACGCCAUGGUGGAUUUCCCUUCGUUUUUAAUCAGCAGUUUAAACUUGCUAUCGCAUUCACGGAACGUGAAUUUCUCACCGCUGUAGAUGGAUAUAACUUCUGCAGCUACGCCUAUCGCACAACGAAUGUAUUUCAAAAUCUUGUCGGAUUUAAAGUGACGUGCAUAAAUGGCUUGCAUAUGCAUGUGACUGGUGUAGAUCAUUUGCAAAUGGGUGACCCCUCUUGUACGGGUUUCGAAAAGUAUUCCAAGCACGAUUAUGAAUGUGCUUAACAUGAUUUUUUUAAUUUUAUAAGUUCAACUUUCCUAUGCUCUAUAUGUACAUACGUAUAUGUUAAUUAUUGACUAACUACAUUCCUGUAAGCAUAAAAUAAGAACCGAAGCUCCAUAUUAUAUAAAAAAAAAGAAAUAUUCUACUUACAUUUCCC